AUGACCCAAGAGUUGCGGGUGCAUUUACUCCAAUUGGACAUCACGGCUUGGACAUCUUUGGGUUCACUUCCUGGCUGCAUUGCCCUUUAUGUUGGCAUGCCUGUCAUUUUGUGGUCAAGAAAUUUAUGCACAGAUCUUGGAGUGGCAAAUGGCUCACAGGGGAUCGUACGGGGCCUCUACACUAACAUCUGUGAGUUUGGUUUCACUUACUGCACUUGUGCACUUGUAGAAUUUCCCUCCAGUCAAGUCUCUAUCCCAGGUCUGCUGGGCAGCAUAUUCCCUGUCACCCUGAUUUUGUGGUCAUUCACAACUUUGCCUGCAGGUACCACUGAUGUGUCAACAAAGUUGCCCAUCCAACCAGCAUUUGCCAUCACAGGACACUCAGCUCAAGGCAAGACACUACCGAAUGUAAUUGUAGACUUGCAUGAAGGAGGAUUUGGUGCUUAUGUUGCUGCAUCACACACGUGUUCUAGACAAGGUCUGUGUAUCAUGCUUCCUGUCACUAUCGACCAGUUGAACAAGCCACUUCCCUAUGAUUUAUUGCAGGAAAUGAAGUGCCUGCACCAGUUGGAACAUAACACUUACAUUCGACAUGGUUUUGCUGAAGGUGCAUUGGUGAAUGUCAUUGAUCCUGAAUCUGAGCGCGAGCUGCCUCCCAAGAAACUGCAAGGUAAGUUUAUCGCACCAAAAGGAUCAUCACAGUGGAAGCUGUCCUGUGGCUUCUGA
Suillus bovinus is the source of this 726-nucleotide messenger RNA. RefSeq lists its product as uncharacterized. The coding region runs from base 1 to 726 and encodes 241 amino acids. The record is from RefSeq and is a predicted model, not a curated record. Lineage: Eukaryota; Fungi; Basidiomycota; Agaricomycetes; Boletales; Suillaceae. The transcript is spliced from 2 exons.